Cicer arietinum (chickpea) is the source of this 1125-nucleotide messenger RNA. Its product is annotated as (+)-borneol dehydrogenase 2. Gene Ontology annotation, cellular component: cytosol. Lineage: Eukaryota; Viridiplantae; Streptophyta; Magnoliopsida; Fabales; Fabaceae. Gene Ontology annotation, biological process: abscisic acid biosynthetic process. Gene Ontology annotation, molecular function: xanthoxin dehydrogenase (NAD+) activity. The record is from RefSeq and is a predicted model, not a curated record.
AACGUCACGUUUUAAAAAUAGCCACAUAGAAUAGAAUGUGGAAAAAACUGAACUAUUAUGCUCCACCAACAAACUGAAAAACAAGAUAGAGAAAGAAAGUACACACAACCAUGUCAACUACUAUUAAUGCUUCAACUCCUGCUCCUGCUAGAAGGUUAUCAGGCAAAGUGGCAAUGGUAACUGGUGGAGCCUCAGGAAUCGGAGAAAGCAUUGUUCGCCUAUUCUACUCGCACGGCGCUAAAGUUUGUAUAGCCGAUAUCCAGGACGACCUUGGACAAAACCUCUGCAAUUCCUUUGGCGAUCUGGAAAAUGUUUAUUUCAUCCAUUGUGAUGUUGCGUUAGAGAAUGAUGUUUCCAACGCAGUAUGCAUCACAGUUGGUAAAUUUGGCACUCUUGACAUCAUGGUCAACAAUGCAGGAAUAUCUGGUUCGCCUUGUCCUGAUAUCCGCAAUGUAGACAUGGCCGAAUUCGACAAAGUGUUUGACAUAAAUGUAAAGGGUGUUUUCCAUGGAAUGAAACAUGCUGCUCAAAUUUUGAUCCCAAAGAAAAGUGGCUCAAUAAUUUCUAUAGCAAGUGUAGCAAGUAACAUAGGUGGUAUUGGACCACAUGCUUACACAGGUUCCAAACAUGCUGUGUGGGGACUAACAAAGAAUGUUGCAGCUGAAUUAGGAAACUAUGGAAUAAGAGUUAACUGUGUUUCACCAUAUGGUGUUGCAACUCGUUUGUCUUUGGCUCAUUUGCCUGAGGAGGAGAGAACCGAGGAUGCGAUGGAAGGUUUUCGGUCUUUUAUUGGGAAAAAUGCUAACUUGCAGGGUGUGGAGUUAACUGCUAAUGAUGUUGCUAAUGCUGUGCUCUUUCUUGCUAGUGAUGAUGCAAAGUAUAUAAGUGGAGAGAAUUUGAUGGUUGAUGGAGGGUUCACUAAAUCAAAUCACUCACUCAAAGUUUUUAGAUGAUUUUAGUGGUUUUCACUACUUGUUAAUUUAUUAAGCAGGCUUUAUAACAUUGCAAGCAUAGAUUAUCUAAUGACAGAUUUUCAAAUAACAAAUUCCCUACAGCUUGUUCUGAAGUGAUUAAGUAAGAAUGUGAGUUUGUCUUUGAAGUGAUUAAGAAAGUUUCUACCUUGAA